AUGGAAACCUCGUCGCCUUCACUCGCCCCAUCGCCGGGCGCCACGCUCUCCGCCGUGAUCGCCGAGGACCGCCGCCGGGAGGCCCGCCGCCGCCCGGGGGGCUUCGGACAGGGCGGUCUCCUCCCGUACCUCGUCCCGGCUUGCGGACGUCCGGCCGGCCAGAUGGGCGGCAGGCCGCUGCACUCUGAGCUCAUGAUAAAACUGCACCGUUGGGGCGCCACCUUCCUGCCCAAGGGCGGUGGCGGCGGCGCCGUCGCGCGCGACCUCGAGGCGCGGCGCCGCGCGCCAAGCCCGCCGCCACGGCCUAGACCGUCGAUCGCACCGGCUGCAGCGGCUGCGGCGGAGGCGGAGGUGGUGCCGCGCCACGAGGCGCCCGCCGUGAGUGUCCCCGCGAGGAGGCCUUUGAGGGAGAGAGAGGAGCCGGCGGCGGGGCCCAAAGCCAUUGCCGAAGCUGACAUGCCCGCCGGCGAGGGCGCGGGGGGCAGCGACGGGGCGACGCCGGUGGCUACCGUCGGUGGAGGAACCUGGCUCAGAGUUUCGCCCAAGACGACAGCGAGGUCACCGUCAGUGAAGACGGACACGAGCAACGAGUCCCCUCGGUCUCUCGUCGACUCCCUCGCAUUGGCCGUGGUGGGCGAUGACAAGUACGUGUGGGCGGACAAGUACCGGCCCAAUGUCCUCAACGAGUUCAUCUGCAACAAGACCGUCGCCGCCGAGCUCUACCAGCUGUUUGUUGCACACCAGUGCAGCCAUUUCAUCUUUGAAGGUCCGCCGGCGGUUGGGAAGAGAAGUAUGGUACUGGCACUAAUAAGGGAUGCUUUUGGCCCUAAUGAUCUCAAGAUAGAGGAACAGACAAAGAGAUUUGAGCUGAAGGGAGAAGUUAGAAAGCACAUCGAUGUAAGAGUGAAGACCUCCGAGCAUCAUGUGGAGGUGAGCUUGGCUGAUUUACAUGGCUAUGAGAAGUACGUCAUAACUACUUUGUUGAGUGAAUCCAUCCGAUCACCAAACUCUGCUUGUGACCAUACGAGCUGCAGAGUGAUUGUUAUCCAUGACGCUGAUAAGCUCUCGUUCGAUCUUCAACAUUAUAUCGGUUGGUUUUUGGGGAGGUAUGCCGGGUGCAACAAAAUCAUUUUCUGCUGUUCUGAUGCUUCUAAUCUUGAAGCCAUCAAACAUCUCUGUAAGGUCGUGACUCUUCAACCACCUUCCUUUGACGAGAUAAUAAAGGUUCUAGAGUACAUUGCAAUGCAAGAGAGCAUUGAUCUGCCUCGUGAUCUUGCUAGGAGAAUUACAGUUGGCGCAAGCAAUAAUCUCCGACAGGCAAUACGCUCUUUUGAAGCUACUUGGAAGGCAUACUACCCGUUCAUAGACGGUCAAGUUAUUUUGACAGGAUGGGAAGAAGAAAUCUCUAAUGUGGCCAAAAAUAUCAUGGAGGAGCCAAGUUCAAAGCAACUGUUUGUUAUCCGGGGAAAGAUCAGAAAAUUGAUUGAACAUGAUAUGUCACCUCAUUUCAUUUUCUCUCACCUGGUCGCUGAACUGAAACGGGACAAGGAUGAAGACUUCCAGCACAGUGUUGAUGAACUGGCCUUGGACUUGAACCAUGUAACCAGUCGCAAAGGAAACAAAUCACCGGAGGCAGAUUUGAAAACGAAAAAUAUGAACAUAGAAGAUUUCGCCACGGAGGUUCGUGACCAUGGUGAAACCAUCCAAUGCUUCAUAAAGAUUGAAGAAUUCACCGUGAGGUUCCUGAGCUUCUACAGAUCUAUAGUGGCAAAGAACUCGAAUAGAGGCAGUCCUCGAUGA
Molecule: messenger RNA, 1800 nt
Organism: Sorghum bicolor (sorghum)
Lineage: Eukaryota; Viridiplantae; Streptophyta; Magnoliopsida; Poales; Poaceae
Product: replication factor C subunit 5-like
Exons: 11
Coding region: 1-1800 (599 amino acids)
Biological process (GO): DNA-templated DNA replication; DNA repair
Cellular component (GO): nucleus; DNA replication factor C complex
Molecular function (GO): DNA clamp loader activity; DNA binding
Source: RefSeq, a predicted model, not a curated record